AUGCACCUAAACCAUUUAAAUUUCAUAUUUCCAAAUUUUCAGAAAAUUGUCCAAACCUUUGGUAUCGAUGAUUUGAUUGAUAUUAAAUUCUACGAGAAUCGCAACAAUGGUCAAAGCAAAGGGUUUGCUCUUGCUGUUUUUGGAAGUGAGCCGUCUGUCAAAACUCUUAUGGAGAAAUUGCCAAACAAACAAGUGCACGAGCAGAAUCUCGUCGUCUUGCCCUAUACUAAACAAUCAUUGGCUAAGUUAGAAGAAGCAACUAAACGUUAUGACCAAAAGAGUGGUGAUCGAGAGCGUAGUCGUGACAACCCUGUAAAGGAAGAAAAGAUUGUGAAUAUUGGCACAAUUCGUAUUGGCACUAACGGUGCUCCUGUGCCGCAACUUAUGUCUUCUAUUAAUUUGGCUCAUUUGGCGAGACCUGUUGUUCCGCAACCACCACACUCUCAGCCAACUAGUCUUCUAAGCUUGAAUUUUAAUGCUCCACCAGUUCCUACCUCCGUAACAACAGUUAAUGUGCCUCCACCAGUUGGCUUUCCUCAUAAUGUGCGCCCACAACAAGCUGCUUCAGUUGGUCUUAUGUCUAAUGUUUCUACUGGUUCUGUUAUGCCAUCAGGUACGCCUAAUCCAAUGAACAAUACAACUGCUGUAAUAGUUCAACAACAGCACCCGCAACAACAGCAACAACAAAUUGCAGCUAUGGCCGUUGCUGCCCACCAUCAACAACAGGCAGCUGCUGCGGCUCUUUUAAUGCAACAACAACAACAGGCGGCAGCUGUUGCUGCAGCUAACCAACAACGCCAGAAUUUAGCGGCGGCGGCGGCCUCAGCUCCACCUCCCAUUGGUGGUAUUGUCCAUCACCAGCCACCUCUAACUAACACUUCCCAGCAACAAGCCCUUCAACAGGCAAUGAGUCGACCUCCCCCGUCUUUUUCUACAUUAGGCUAG
Molecule: messenger RNA, 945 nt
Organism: Meloidogyne enterolobii
Lineage: Eukaryota; Metazoa; Nematoda; Chromadorea; Rhabditida; Meloidogynidae
Source: the annotation of a GenBank genome assembly